GGAAGAAGGCGGAUAUGGCGUCAUAGUGUUUACAUUGUUGAUAUGGUUGAAUAGAUAUGAGCUAAGAUAGCGGACAUAUUAAAUCUCCUCUUUGACAUAUUUACCCGCAUCUGGGUGUAGUUGUCGUGUUUCAAUGGGUGGUCACGAGCCCGAGUCUAUCGACUACUCGGUGCACGAAGCCUGGAACGAGGCGACUAACGUCUACCUGCUGGUGAUCCUGGUCAGCUUCGGCCUGCUCAUGUACGCCAGAAAAAACAAGAGGAAGAUCAUGCGUAUCUUCGCUCUGCCUCCCACUGUUGGCAGCAGCCCGGAGCCAAACUUCUACGACAGCCUGCAGAAGGUGCGCCUGCGGCAGCAGCUGGAGAUGUACUCCCUGGCCAGGAAAUUUGAGCAGCAGCAGGGCCAGACGGACAGUGUGCAGCUCUCUAUGGAAUGAGAGCAGGAAGGUCUGUGGGAGCAAACACUCCAGUGUGUGUGAGCCGAUCAGAAAAGACUAAGAUGGCUGUCAUGAUGAGACAGAGAACAAGAGACACCACUCCUGUCCAGGUUGUUUCUGUUUGGUUCCUUGAUUCAGAAGCGUCUUAAUUCACAAUCUGUUGUCUGUUUUUGUCUAGAACACAUGAAGCAGGUACAGAUGUUAUUGAGAUGCUCUCAGUAUGAUGUGAGAUUAAAUGAAAUUCCACCAUGGAGGUCUUUUUUUUGCACAUAGAAAAUCUUUUAAAUGUAACAUAGUUUUUAGUUGGUUUCCAUUUGUUUUUAUUUGUUUUUUUAAAUGUUCUGUUGGCUGGGUAGUAAAAUCUGAAUUCUCAAAUGUGAAAAUAAAAGCACAUAACACACAUAAAA
Centropristis striata (black sea bass) is the source of this 843-nucleotide messenger RNA. It is a transcript of the gene smim19, whose product is annotated as small integral membrane protein 19. Lineage: Eukaryota; Metazoa; Chordata; Actinopteri; Perciformes; Serranidae. The transcript has 3 exons. The coding region runs from base 134 to 436 and encodes 100 amino acids. The record is from RefSeq and is a predicted model, not a curated record.